AUGCAGAACAAUAUAGAUCCUCAUCUUGACCUAACUGGUAAAUUAAUUAUAAAAGUUAGUUUAGGGGAUGAUAUUAGAAGAAUACCUAUACACAAUGAAGAUAUAACUUACGAUGAGUUAGUAUUGAUGAUGCAGAGGGUAUAUAGAGGAAAAUUAGGAACAAAUGAUGAUAUAAUAAUCAAAUAUAAAGAUGAAGAUGGUGAUCUUAUAACAAUAUUUGAUAGCUCAGAUUUGUCUUUUGCUAUUCAAUGUAGUAGAAUAUUGAAAAUAACAUUAUUUGUAAAUAACAUACCAAAACCCUUAGAAAGUGAUGAAGUUAAGUUAAUCAAAAGAGAAUUACAAUUGAUUCGUGAUAGAGUCAAUAGAUUAUUAGAUAGACUAGAACCACCAGCCACUGCGGUUUCUAGUUCAACAGAUAUUUCAUCCAAACAAGUAAAUAAUGGUGGGUAG
Lottia gigantea (owl limpet) is the source of this 450-nucleotide messenger RNA. RefSeq lists its product as hypothetical. Lineage: Eukaryota; Metazoa; Mollusca; Gastropoda; Lottiidae. Gene Ontology annotation, cellular component: endoplasmic reticulum exit site. Gene Ontology annotation, biological process: COPII vesicle coat assembly; endoplasmic reticulum to Golgi vesicle-mediated transport. The coding region runs from base 1 to 450 and encodes 149 amino acids. The record is from RefSeq and is a predicted model, not a curated record. The transcript has 3 exons. Gene Ontology annotation, molecular function: identical protein binding.